Lolium perenne is the source of this 1063-nucleotide messenger RNA. RefSeq lists its product as uncharacterized. The record is from RefSeq and is a predicted model, not a curated record. Lineage: Eukaryota; Viridiplantae; Streptophyta; Magnoliopsida; Poales; Poaceae.
CUCACUCUGUGCUUCUUCCUCCUCCCACCACAGGUUCGGCACACAACAACAACAUCACACAAUCUCACAACAGAAGAAGCAGGAAGCUAAAAUCUGACCCUAGAAAAUGGGGCUCUGCAUGUCUAGCGGCGCGGCAGCUGUGGCGGCGGUGCAGGCCGACGGGCUGGCCGCGUCGACGGCGAUGGUUCUGCUUCCGACGGGAGAACUGCGGGAGUACCCACCCACGGCUACAGCCGCGCGGGUUCUCCAGGACUCCGUCGACGCAGGAGCCGGCUGGUUCCUGUGCGACGCCGACGCGAUGGGGUUCGAGGGAGCCGUGUCCGCUGUGGGCGCAGGCGAGGAGCUCCGACCGGGCCAGAUCUACUUCGUGCUCCCCGCGGAGGCCCGCCGCAGCGGCCUCCGGCGGGAGGACAUCGCCGCGCUCGCCGUCAGGGCGUCCGCCGCGCUCGCCAGGAAAUCCAGCGCGUUGCCGCUCGUGUUCGCCCCGCCAGCGGAGAAGGCCUGCCAGGCCGCCGCAUACAAGACCGUGCCGGCGCUAGCGGCCAAGAGGCGGCAGGUGGCGCGCGCCAAGAGCGCCGGGAGGAUGCAGCCGCGGUUCGCGCCGGAUCUGAGCGCCAUUCUCGAGUGCGACACGAGUGAGUGAUUUUCUGGGAUCGAAGCAAGAACAGAUAUUUGGGGAUGAUUCCAGUCUAUGUCUCGAACAUGGAGGACCUCCGACCAUUCUGGACAAAGGACGCGGACGGGCGGAAUUGAUGUCGCCACCCUGGCUUAGGCUGCAUCAGCGGCUGACAAAGAGGAGGUCCGUCGGAUCUGUAUCGGACGGACGUUGCUGGCUUGGAUCGGAAGAUACCAUAGCGUCGGUGCAUAUGUGGCUGGUGGGGGUGACGUCAUGGAUUAGCAUGUGCAUAAUUUGUAGGAACAAAAUUUUGAUCGUGUUGUUUCGCAGAACAAAAAAAAAAUUUGAUCGUGGUAUUACCUGAGUUUUGUUCCCCGAGAACGAAGGAUGGACCGUGGAGAGAGAUUUUUGUGUCAAUGCGAACUAUGAAUUUUGCCUCAACAUGCA